Messenger RNA from Staurois parvus, 509 nucleotides. The record is from the annotation of a GenBank genome assembly. Lineage: Eukaryota; Metazoa; Chordata; Amphibia; Anura; Ranidae.
CAGCUCCCACCCAGCUUCCCAGGGACAUCAGUGUCACUGGGACAGUUCAGGACACGGGUAGGUAGUCUGCGCGCACAACAGCGCCAGCUCAGGACAUGGGCAUGGACAGUUCAGGACACGGGUGGUCGGUGCACACAGCGGGGACAGUUCAGAACACGGGGGGGUCGGUGCACACAGCGGGGACAGUUCAGAACACGGGGGGUUGGUGCACACAGUGGGGACAGUUCAGGACACUCACGGUAAGCAGCUUGCAGUCCCUCAGUGGCAGGAGGGCUCCAGACAGGGACGACCAGUGGUCAGCAUUUCAGGGACAACCAGCGAUCAGCAGAAGCUCCCCGGGCACUCAGCAGUGGACGGCUUCCAGGGACAUGCAGCCACGGACAGUGUGCAGGGUCCCUCAGCAGCAGCUCCCCGGGCACUCAGCAGCAGACAGGCUCCAGGGACACGCAGACAUGGACAGUGUGCAGGGUCCCUCAGUGGCAGCUCCCAGGGCACUCAGCAGUGGACAG